Molecule: messenger RNA, 1244 nt
Organism: Panonychus citri (citrus red mite)
Lineage: Eukaryota; Metazoa; Arthropoda; Arachnida; Trombidiformes; Tetranychidae
Exons: 6
Coding region: 94-1215 (373 amino acids)
Molecular function (GO): protein binding
Source: RefSeq, a predicted model, not a curated record
AGCUGUUUCUCCGAGAAAAUUUCUCAUUUCAAAUGAAAUUUUUGCUUCUUCAUUUCUUCAAGUUUUUAAAUGACUAAAAAGUAAAUUAUCAUCAUGUCAUUAAACGAUUUACCUGAUAAUUGUCUUUGGAAAAUCUUUGAAAAUAUCCAUGGAGUUAAACAAUUGAUUUGUUUGUCUAGAGUUUGUUCGAGAUGGUCCGAUUUAAUUACGCCGAGAUUUAAGAGAGUGAAAUAUCUCCAAGUAAUGACGAAUAAAAAACGUGAUUAUAUCGACAAGAACAUUUCCUGGAUGAAUUUUAAAACAGAUUGGAGAGGUUACAAUUUAAUGGAAAAGUUUCCAAAUCUAAAGAUUAUAGAAGUUUCGACUUAUAAUCAUUAUCGCUUUGGUGAUUUACCAAGAAUUCUCAAAAAUAAUCCACAAAUAAAGGGAAUAAUUGGCACUAAAGAGCUGAGUGAAGUUGGCUACUUGGAAAAUAUCGAAAUGUGCUCUGCAGAGUUUGAUUUCGAUUAUAAACAAGUUUUUCGACCUGAUCAGUUGAAACAAAUUCGGUGCUACUAUUUUGACAUGAAUGAUCUUCCUUGUUUUAUUAAAUAUUUUCCAAGUUUGAAGCGACUCAACAUAGAACUCGAUGAAGCGGACGAAGUUUUUUACAAUGGUCCAAAUUUAUCUUCGUUAAAGAUUCUUGAACUUGGUACAAACGAUUUCGUCAAACAAUUCACCGGAUUUCAUUUCAUGGAUUUUUGUCCAUCUUUGGAAAGCGCUUUUAUUCAUUAUUACGCAGAGGAUCUUCAUGUAUUAGAUGAAUCAAUAAAGAAUUUUAAUUUAAGAGAUUUGGUUAUCGUUAAUUGUGGUUUUUUUUCGUGGCCAUCACUUCGAAGGCUGUUGUCCAAAUUUCCCAAUUUACAUCAUCUUGGGAUCAGAUAUGUUGAUGAGAUUAAUGAUUAUAAUUUAGAGGAAUUGAUAAAAAUACUACCUGAGUUGAAGUUAUUGGACUUGAGGAGUUUUAAGAAAAUCACAUACGAAUCAGCUGAUUUGCUGUCCAAAUAUUGUGUUGAAGCUCAUCCAUCAAUUUUGAUAUAUUACGAUUGUGAAGACAAACCCACCGAAUGGCCUAAGGUGGGCACUCCUCAAGAAUCAAUUGUCUACGGCUAUGAUUUCAUGAAACAUUGUUUUUAUAAAACUUUCAAUUCUCUUCCAGUUCUCAUUGAUGAAUAAAAAUCGAAACAAACUUUAAUAAUUUUCAA